This is a messenger RNA of Crotalus tigris (Tiger rattlesnake), 1758 nucleotides long. It is a transcript of the gene DCAKD, whose product is annotated as dephospho-CoA kinase domain containing. Lineage: Eukaryota; Metazoa; Chordata; Lepidosauria; Squamata; Viperidae. The record is from RefSeq and is a predicted model, not a curated record. Gene Ontology annotation, molecular function: ATP binding; dephospho-CoA kinase activity. The transcript is spliced from 5 exons. Gene Ontology annotation, biological process: coenzyme A biosynthetic process. Bases 149 to 838 code for a protein of 229 amino acids.
GUAAGCCGUAGCAUCCUUUCGAAAUAGGGGAAGUGCUUGAAAGAAUUCAGAUCAUCGAACGGGAACUGAAAGCUGUGGCACAAUAUUCCUUCUUCUGUUGCAUGGGAGAAUAAGGUUUUUUUUUUUCCCGUUCCAGAUACUGGGCAAAAUGUUUUUGGUGGGAUUGACAGGUGGCAUUGCAUCAGGGAAAAGUACAGUAGUAACUCUGUUGCAGGAACUGGGUUGUGCUAUUAUUGAUGCUGAUGUUAUAGCUCGUCAAGUGGUCCAGCCAUACUUCCAGGCAUAUCGACGUAUUGUGCAUUCCUUCGGUCCAGAAAUUCUUUUGGAGAGUGGUGAGAUCAACCGUGAAGCUUUAGGAAAUAUAAUUUUUUCCCAACCAGAAAAACGUCAACUGCUAAACUCCAUCACUCAUCCUGAGAUCCAGAAGGAAAUGUUAAAACAGAUCUUGAAAUACUUUGUCUUGGGCUAUCGAUAUGUGAUUCUGGAUAUCCCCCUCCUCUUUGAGAACAAAAUGCUGACCAGAUUCAUGAAGCACACAGUUGUUGUAUAUUGUGAUCCACAGGUCCAGCUGUCCCGCUUGAUGCACAGGAAUGGGCUGACUCAGACAGAGGCAGAAGUACGCAUUUUUGCCCAGAUGCCCCUUGCUCAGAAGGUCAAGUUGGCUGACCAUGUCAUUGAUAACUCAGGAGAUACUGAGGCCACCAAGAAGCAGGUCCUGAAAUUACAUGCAGAAUUGGAGAACUCCUUGGAGUUCCUUAUGAUGCGCUUAUUGGCUGUAGCAGCAACAGUGGGAGUUGGAGGCCUUGUGUACUUGCUAGUACAGCAACUUGUGCGAUAGACUGUUCUAUCAUUAUCAAAGAGGACAGAGGAAAUCUAGACUCUUAAUUUAGAUUGCAUUUAUGCAUAACAGAUUGAUUAUGCUUGCAUAAAAGAUUGAUUAUGGGACAAAAAGGGAUUUUAGUGGGGAUUUGGAUUAGUAAGUGGACUGCUGAAUUGGGGUAGUGAUUAAGGGGCUACAUGAAUUUAAUAAGCAAAGAAAGUGCCGUUUUCAUAUUAGUUUUUGGUAUGAGAAUAACUACAAGGUUUUUUUAAACCUUGAGAUCUGCUACCGUGUUUUCCCGAAAAUAAAACUGGAUCUUUUUUUAUUAUUAUUUUCGGGGGAUGUCUUUUAUACUCACCUCUGGCACCGACAGCCCUGCCCAGCAGGUCCAUUUUUUCUGGGGCAGGAGCAGUUUCAUUCUGCAGCUACAUUCUGGCCUGCAUUUUGUAGUCAGGCCUUUCCAGAAGGCCUACGCAGCCGGGUACCGAGCUAUGGAUUAUAGCUCAGUUCUCAGCGCUAGAGGACUUGCAGAACUGAGCUAUGGAUUGAGACCCAGAAAGGCCUCUGACUGCAAAAAGCAAGCCUGAGACGCCACAGAAGAAGUGGGCCAGCGAGGAAAGGCCUGGCUGCAAGAUAAGCAGGUACACGGUACGUAGUGCAGCUCCACAGCCCCACCCUAGCUUGAUUUUUAGGUGUUAAUACACAGUAUUAACCAUCUUUUAGAAACAUUUACUUUUGUGGCUCCUUCAAGGACAUAGUCAACAUCAAUUAUUACUUCUGUAGGAGUGGGUAAGCAGUAAAUGUAACCAAAAAACCACCUACAAGGAAAUAAGAUAUCAAAUCUGUAUGCAGUCAUAUUGAGUAAUGUCUUUUUAUCAAAUCUGUGGCUUUUUACUAAGACAUGCGGCUUCAUAUUGAGUAAUGUCUUUUUAUUAAAA